This is a messenger RNA of Mus musculus (house mouse), 1389 nucleotides long. Its product is annotated as predicted gene, 50470. The record is from RefSeq and is a predicted model, not a curated record. The transcript has a single exon. The annotation marks the transcript as partial. Lineage: Eukaryota; Metazoa; Chordata; Mammalia; Rodentia; Muridae.
CGGCAGAGAACCAUCAAAAAAGAUUCUUCACGGUUUGGGACCUUUCCAUCCCUUCACAGUGAGUCCUUGGAUGUUACAUCCUUGAGUUCUCAAGGUACCUGCAAGAAAAAGGAUAUGUCCAAGCCCUCCACAGAUGCUCAGCCCUCAGGGGUACUCUCGGGCCUUUUCUUACCCAAAACACCAUAUAAGUCAGCCUUUCCCUCUUCCCCGACCUCUCUGAAUGGCAAGACUCCCUGUGAGCGUGAAGGAGCACAGAUUACUGUUCCGUUCCUGUCCCUGGCUGAGUGUGAAGCACUGGAACGCCACCUCCUAAAGAAACAACUAAGCAAGCUUCAGUGGGGCCUGCCAGCUCUCCUCCUCCAAAACCAGCGCCGAAUGCUGUGUGAAGCACCCAGUGAGGCUAAGACAGUAAAAACUUCCUUGGCAAGGAAGCCCUUUUUACAUCCCACCAGGGACAUCUUCCCAGAGCACGCAGGAAGGCUGCUGGAAUUCCACCUGCAGAAGCAGCUGAUUCACCUCCGCUGGGGGCUGCCCCAGAGGAUCCAGUGCUCCAUGAAUAUGCUGCUCUCCUCAACAGACCCGCAGUCCCUGCCCUGUGGCAGCAGUAGCUUACCCAAUGUGAGCAUCUCACAGCCCGGGAAACCAGAGGCCGAUGGGCCUGGUAACAUGUUCUCACUCACAGUGGGCAAAGGGACAAUCCCCAUGCCACACUUGUUUGCCAAGACAAGGGAAAUGUUGAAAAGCCAUGUUGAUUCCAAAUGUGAACAGAUCCGGGAGGGCGAGGUCCCGGCCCAAGUCUGGAAAUCUUGGGAAUGCAAAAUUCCUGGAAGCUUAGCAACAGUGGCUCCCUUCCCUUGGAUUCCACAAGGCCAAUGCAGGAAGUUACAGGCAGAAAGUAAAAGUGACCAGGAGACACAAACCUUAUCUGGUACUCUCUUUGAACACUGUAAGAAGCCCCAAUCCCUGCCUAAGGAAACCAUUAAGAAACUGGAGACAACUUUACAUCAUAAGUAUCUGGCCUUCCUGUCAGGCCUGCCUGCCCUUUACUGUGUAGCUCUCUCUAGGCCUGCAUCCCCAGCAGUCACUAGCCAACCUAGACUCAGAGAGAAGAUGCCCAAAGCUGUCAAAAGCCCAUCAAAUGCUCUGACUCAAAUAACCCCACUUGAGCCCUGCGCUCAGGAUGACAGUGGGGUGUCUGCGGACACUGCAGAAGAGUUCCAGCCUGGAGCAGAGGCGGACAGAAGGACAGAGAAGGUGCCUGCAGAGAGUCAGCCUCCCCCAUGCAGACCCUACCCAAUAAACACACAUAUCUUGGCCAAACUGAAUUUCCACCUGAAAAAAAAAAAAAAAGAUCCUAGCAAUGCAGUUUGGGAUUUCUGAAAAGGAAAA